ACAUAGUACAGGGGAUGACCAGAGACUGCAGACACAGUACAGGAGAUGACCGGAGACUGCAGACAACAGUACAGGAGAUGACCAGAGACUGCGGACACAGUACAGGAGAUGACCAGAGACUGCAGACAUAGUACAGGAGAUGACCAGAGACUGCGGACACAGUACAGGAGAUGACCAGAGACUGCGGACACAGUACAGGAGAUGACCAGAGACUGCGGACACAGUACAGGAGAUGACCAGAGACUGCGGACACGGUACAGGAGAUGACCAGAGACUGCGGACACAGUACAG
Molecule: messenger RNA, 291 nt
Organism: Staurois parvus
Lineage: Eukaryota; Metazoa; Chordata; Amphibia; Anura; Ranidae
Source: the annotation of a GenBank genome assembly